AUGUCCCUAAAACUAGUGCAAAUGAAUCUAAACCAUACGGCGGCGGCACAAGAUUUACUGCUGCAAGCUAUGGCCGAGAAGUGGGAUCUGGCAAUAAUAUCGGAACCCUACAGAGUCCCAGAGCAUCCCCACUGGGCUGGGGACACGGAGGGGCUGGCGGCGGUAGUUUGGGCGGGGAGCGAGAACUCGCCCCCCAUCCAGGUACUGGAACGAGAUAGGGGAUACGUGGUGGUGAAGUGGGGAAGCACGAUCACAGCGUCGUGCUACGCAUCCCCGAAUAAGAGUACGGAAGCUUUCGAGAGGUACCUCGAUGGAUUGGAAUUGGCGGUGCGAUGA
Trachymyrmex septentrionalis is the source of this 336-nucleotide messenger RNA. RefSeq lists its product as uncharacterized. The record is from RefSeq and is a predicted model, not a curated record. Bases 1 to 336 code for a protein of 111 amino acids. Lineage: Eukaryota; Metazoa; Arthropoda; Insecta; Hymenoptera; Formicidae. The transcript has a single exon.